AUGGCAGUGGAAUAUACAUCGGACGAACAAAUAGCGUUCUUACAAAUUGUUGCCAAGUAUCCCAUAAUCGAAGAGAAAAGAACAGAUGCCAAUGCAAUCGAAAAAAAGGAAGCUUGGGCGAAUAUUUCAAUUGAAUUUAACGCCAAAAGUAAUGUGAAGAGGACAAUAACUGAGUUAAAAAGACAUUGGGAAAGGGUUAAAAGAGACAGGAAAAUCGUCUUGGCGAAUGAAUGGAGGGAAUUAUUGGCUACAGGAGAUGGAGAAGCGGUACCGGUACCUCCAAUGGAAGUAGAAAUAGAGGAUCAUUUUGAGAUCGAUAAUAUAUAUGAUUCCGACGGAAUAUUUAUGAAUCAAAAUUUAGGAGAAGUUGCAGAAGUUGCAGAAACAAUUAGCCCGGAUUCUAAAAACAAAGGGACAGAUGCAGCAAGUGGGAGCAGUGGGAUUAGCUCUAAAAGGGCAAAGAAACGACAACUUGGCCCACUGGAAGCCAUUACAAAGGCCCGAUUGGAGUUAAUCGAAAGAGAAAAAGAGCAGAUUGUUGAACUACACAGUCUUAGGAUGGAAGAGGCUCAGUAUCGAAGAGAUGCCGCAAAAUUAUUGUUGCAACAAGAACAAGAAAAAUUAAGAAAAUUAAGAAAUUUAAGAAAAUAAGUAAUGAAGAUGUAGAUAAUUUAUUAAUAGUUG
This is a messenger RNA of Phyllotreta striolata, 684 nucleotides long. The record is from the annotation of a GenBank genome assembly. NCBI's taxonomy places the organism in Eukaryota, Metazoa, Arthropoda, Insecta, Coleoptera, Chrysomelidae.